AGCCUCGCGCAGGUUUGAUGAUGAUCAUAAUCUAUUUGUUGAUCUGCAGACUGAGCUGAAAAGCCACUUGUGAUGGAGGUGCGCCACAACAAAAUUUGACCACCACCCAAAGAAGUUACCUUUUACCGCACGCGACGAGAGUUGUUUGUUCACGUAUAGAAGUUGUACGAGGAUGUAGUAAUUGCAGCUCAACAAAUUAUUCCGAUAACGUAUUCCUGAUACGAUAUAACUUCAGAAUAUGCACUUUGUGUCUAAAAAUACACUGACCUGGUAGAAAGAAGUACAUCCAGCGCUUGUUGCACCAGCCCGCCACAGCGUUGCCCUCGUCUGAGAUGCGGCGCCUUGAGCGGGACGUCGUUGCGGGCUCCUGUAAAUAGAUAAGCAGUCAUUUCAUUAUUAAUCACAUCUAAACUGCCUUUAUUUGCCAGAAGAUGGAAGGCCGGGAGCCUGUUAGAAAAAAUCUUUUUACUUCGCACCAUGAUUGAUUCUUCCCCGCGCAACAUGAGCUACGAUGCAGAUGAUGACGAUGUCGUUUACAACGACGACAAGGAUCUCGAGGCGGCUUUUACGGUGGCGGAACAAGAAGACGGCUCUGAUAUAACCUCGUCCAGCCGGCAUCUGAAGUCCCUCGUGGAGGAGGACAUUUUUUCCCAGACGCAGGUAACCGCCGCCCGGCGCAAGAAGCUCGCCCUGGAGUGGAGCCACCUCUCGUUCAAUGUCAAGGGCCGGCGCAUUCUGCACGACUGCUACGGGAAGGUCUACCCCGGCCAGGUGACCGCCCUGAUCGGCCCCUCCGGGGCGGGCAAGAGCACGCUGAUGAACCUGCUAGCGGCCCGGCAGGGCUGGGGACCACGGUUUCGGAGCGAGAGUCAAGAAGCGAAGAGCAAAAUUUUUGCAGGAUCAUCCGGAAUAAAGCAAGCCGACCAGGAACAAACAAAAGUACUAUCCACUUUCGCGGAGCCGGAAAAAGAAAAGCGGCUGAAGCAGCAGCUUCUCGUUCAUCCGGGCGAUGAUGAAAUGAAUGGCGCUGAAGUAGAAGAGGAGUCCGAGUCACAGGACCCGGAUCCUGAGGGCGACGAGGACGAAAACGAAGAUGAUAAAGAUUUUGAUAUCAAGAUGGAUCUGGGAACUACCAAGAAACGACAAGCAACGACCACCAGCAGAACCAGUAGCUCUAGAAGUACUCGUUCCACGAAGAUCACCACCGGCAUUCUUCCCGGGGCGCAGAUCCUGUACGGGCGCAAGCCGGUGAGCUUUGAGGAGCUAAAGUCCUCGGUGGGGUACGUGAUGCAGCAGGAGGCGCUGAUGGAGAUUAUCAUGCAGAAACAAGCAGGCAAGGCAUAUUUGUGACCCAGAAAGGAGUUAACAGGCAAAAUGAGCCCAUAGCAGGAUCCUGUUUAGGAUGCGCAGUGCAGAUUUUUCUGUGUAUUAAUUUUUGCAUGACAACCAUGCCCUGUGCCUACUUUUUUCUGUGCGAUAGAGACGGAGACCGUCGAAGAACAAAUCCGGUUCGCGGCGGCGUUGCGGACCCCCCUGCUGAACGUGCCGCCGAAUGCGGUAUCAAAUGCAAAAGUGUCUGGCUCUGGAAACUUGUGAUGCUGGGUGGCGUAUCAUGAGGAGGCCACAAGUUCUGGCUCAGCAUGACAAGUUGCUGAGCUUCUAGGUGUUGCCUAUUCUGCAUGACAAACUGCGUUUCUGCAUGACAGAAAAAUGGCGCUCUUGGGUAACGUGCGUGACAGAUUUGAGAGUCAUGCCAGACAAGCAUGGCAAACAUGCACGCUUCCAGACCCAGACAUUUUUACAUUUGAUAUGCGGUGAAGCGGAGCAACUGCAAAAAAACCCGGUACUCCGAGGAAAACGCGGAAAACGUGCUCGAAACCCUGGGGCUGCAGAGCGCGCGCGCCACGAGGACCGGUGCGCUCUCCGGGGGGCAGAAGAAGCGGGUCUCCGUGGGCGUGGAGUUGGUCACGAGACCGGCGAUUGUCUUUCUAGACGAACCCUCCACGGGCUUGGACAGCUACAGCACGCUCCGGCUCUUCUCUAUCAAAUGCAAAUAUGUCUGGAUCUGGCAAGGGUGAACCUGUAUUGCGUGUUUCGCAUUCCUAAAAAAUCUGUAUGGCAUAAGCAGCAGAUAAAGCACCACACUUUCGUCAUGCAAAAAUGCACACUCAGUCAUGGCCACUAAGCACUACAAGUUUCAAGACCCAGACAUAUUUGCAUUUGAUAUUCUCCCACCUGCGCCAGUACGCGGUGGAGCAGAACGCGAUCGUAUCGUGAGAAAAAAAUGUUACAGUUACACGUUUGUUGGAGUUUCUGCAACACAAAUUUUCUCUGUGUGGCAGAGAGAACUUGGAAUGCGAAGAUCAUAAAGGGAAAACAGGAAGGAAACGAGGCUCCCAAGCAUUUCCUGCAUGAGAAAGGUUGUCUGUGUUGCCGCUCUUGCAACACAAUGUGUAACUGUAACACUUUUUUCUUGCGAUAGAUCGUGGUGUGCACGGUGCACCAACCGAGCUCGGAGGUUUUUGACUACUUCGACCGUGUGAUCUGCAUGCGACAGGGGGCGGUGCUGUUCCAGGGGUGGAACGGAAAGGCGGCAAGGGCGUAUUUGCGCGAAAACGGGCUGUCCGCGACGUCGAUGAUGCAGCAGGAAGAACAGGGAGGGAACGACAAGAGCGCUGCUCGAAUGAACAGUAGUAUGAGUCCGCCGGAAGACGUUUUAUCCUGAGUAAAAACUACUACGUGGCCACUUCUUCCGCAGAGGUGGGACGCAGGUGAUUUUGAACACUGCUAAUGCGCAUCCGAAUGUUGAGAGGCAUCUUUAGUCGUGUAGAUCUGGCGUUACAGAUGUAAUGCUCUAGGUAAACAGGGUAGUAUACGAGUUUUUGGGCUUUGAUGUGAAGAUCAUGCCGCCUAAUUUUUUUACCUGCACUACUACACAGCAUGCGUAAAGAAACUUGUCAACAUGCAAAGGCCCCAAAAGUUCUGGACUUGUCUUGCAGACACCACUGCCCGUUUUGACGAUAGAGUCCUUGUGGGCGGGACGUUUUUACUCAGGAAAAACCAAACCGCGAUCGCUAUCCCUCCAUUCGGCGGCCUUUGGACUCGGAGUCACCAGCAACACAAAUUCUGUGCAAAUAACAACAACUACCCGGCUAACGCAGCAAAAAACUUUCCUGGACGAGAUGCACGGGGCUGAGAAAUCCAAGCUCGUCGUCUGGAACACAAUCAAAGGGUUCCUCGACCCGAUGGAAUUCAACGGGGUCCGAGGGAUUCCCGAGGGGGUGAACAUCGCUUCCUGGCUCCUCCUCCUGGCGCAAAUGGUCGACGAGGAGACCGCGAUGCGUUAUCGUGUUUAAAAAAUUCGUCCCCAUCCCAUAGUUGUAAUGCAAAUCUGCAUGCUGAUAAUGUUUCUCAUGCGGAGCCCCAUGAGAAGCAUUGUCUAGUCGCGUUUUGGAUUUUGUCAUGCUCCAAUCAGCAUGAUAGUGCUAGAUCUGUGAUGCUGCUGAACUACCUCUGAAACAGUACUACACUCCGAGUUCAGAUUUGUCAUGCAAAACAGUCAAAACUUGUGGACUUGUCCAGCCGAUUUUUCCCCAUCUUGACUCUGGGGCGGUGGGGACGUUUUUCCAUAGGAUAUGCGUUUGGCGUUGCUCACGUCCCGUGUCUACGAGCGCACCGAGCACCCGGUGCUACCGGUUGACCCAGAAACGGGUCGAAGUAAACACCUUCUCCCGAUGCUGAUGCGCAACAGCUUGUUCGGGGGGGAGCUGGACCUGUUCAGUGAUGGGAACAAUUCAACCACAUCCGGCUCGACCCCCUCGUCGAACAAAAGCGGAUCGGGGUUCGAACCGAGACCCAAUCUCUUACUGGAGCAGACGGCCGAGAUCAAGUGCAACCUCGACGUGGGGCUCGUGCCCAACCUGCUGCGCCAGAAGCAUUUGAGCGAACAGUACCUGCGGAACUUAAGUGGCUAUUUGGCGGCCGACGACAUGGGCAAGCAGGAGGUGUAUGACCAACCGCCACCGGCCGCGGGCGCAAACUUGGGAAAUUUCUCCUGCCAGUUCCGCAUUCUGGCGUACCGGGAAUUGACCCACCUGUGUCGCUCGCGCGGGAUGCUGCUGGCGCGACUGCUGAUUCCGGCGAUUCAAAUCUUUUUCUACGGGAUCAUCUUUUUCCUGGCCGGCCGGCAGCUGCUGUCCGGGUCCGUGACCGGGUUUCCCGGGCUGGAGUGGCUCGGGGUGGCCCGAGAAGAUAACAUAACCGGGAAUAAUAAACUCGAGACGGAGCAGCAGUGGAACAAAAAGUUGAUGGAAGUGUUCGGCGCCACGGGGCAGCCGUUCUACACGUUGACCACGCAGUCGGCCGGGCAGUUGAUCCUGACCAUUCCGCGAGAGCGGGUGCUGUUUCUGCGGGAAUACUCGUCCGGGAUGUACAGCAUCACGACCUACCUGUUGGCGAAGCUCAGCGUGGAGCUGCUGGUGAUUUUCGCCCAGUCGGUGCUUCUGCUUCUCCUGCAGUGGAUCCUGGUCGGGUUCGCCGCCGAACUGAUUCCCGCGUUUUUCGGCCUGCUCCUCAUGAACUCGCUGGCGUCCGGGUCUUUAGGGAUGUUCAUUUCCUGCCUGGUUGCCGACUACGGGUAUCCUGGGUAAAAACGUACCCACACCAGAGUGUUAAUGCAGAUUUGCAAAAACAGGAAGACUUGUAAUGCGCAUCACAUGAGAGCCAUUUCCAAUCGUGUUUUGGAAUUUGUGAUGCUGUGAACAGGAUGAGCCGAUGAAUCUGUGAUGCGGCUGCACUGGCUAACCUGCACUACACUGCAAAGUGCAACUUGUCAGGCGUGACUCACAAAACUCCUAGGUUUGUUGCAAAAUCCCCAUCCUGGCUCUGGUGUGGGUACGUUUUUCCUCAGGAUAACGGGGAGGUUGCUCUCUACAUCCAGCCCAUUUUUUUCCUCACGCUCAGCUCCGCGUUGUCCGGCAAUUUUCGGCCCAUCACGGAGAUUCCCUGGGCGCUGCGGUUAUGCAUUGCAAAUAUGUCUGGGUCUGGAAGGAUGCAACGUUUGUCAUGCACAUUUCGCAUGACUCCUGGUCCUGACGUCUGUGAUGCAUGCCCUAGCAUCACAGAUUUCGCGAGGGCUACUUCAUGCCUAUACCGCAUGAGAAACGCCCUCUCGGCGUGGCAAAAAUUGGACCCGUUUUGCUGUUCAUGCAAUACAGAUUUUUGUAGUAUUCACAUGCAGCAUCACAAGUUACAUGCCUCCAGACAUCCAGGUAUAUUUGCACUGGAUAGCAGUGGACGGGGUACAUUUUCCCCACGGCGUUCAUGACGAAGACGCUGGAUUUCUUACUCUAUCAAAACGUGGAAAACCAGCUGUGGCCGGGCGAAGUGAGUGACCAAGCCCGGGACGUGCUGAUCGCGGCUCGGGACAAGAGAUUCGAAAAAAGGGCGCUGUCCAGCGAGAUUUUGCUCACGAACUUUUUCGGGCUGGCGGCACUCUUUGUUGGCUACCGGGUGCUGGCGGGGAUCGUUCUCCGGGUAAACAGCAGGACGAUGUACUGAACCAUCGGAAAGAUGAGCAGGACCGCACUAGAAUCGAAUGGAAGUAGAGGAAACGAUCGUGUCCGAGCCUGGCGUGCUCCGCUUUCUCCUGUGUGUAGUGUUUCGUAGUACAUGCAAAAUAUUGUCAUUGAAAAGAGUAUGAGUAAGUGCUAGUAGCGUAUAUUACAACAUCAGAAGUACUUCGAGUUGUAGAGUGAAUAUCUUACCGAUGAACUGCGAAACGCAACAAAAAUGAGUACCUGCGAAACGCAAAAACACUGAAAAUUAGUGACCGCAGCUGUUGCUGCGCGCACAGAAGGAGAGUCGACCAGAAGUACGCAAUGAAUGGACGAACAAGCGAGGAUAAUAUGUAGAUUUUGCAUUCUUCGAUUCACGUCGUGCACACGACGGCAGUUUCCCGUGAGGCGCCACAACCUUUUCUCUUCUUACGGGCGGACCGCAGAUGAAGUUCCGGUGGCGAGGAUUUGUUGCGCCGAUCUUCACCACAGGAUCGACUCCAACACUUUCAGAUGCGGAAAUGUACUUUAAGUACCACAAUGAUCAAUGUGCCGAAGAGGAUCUGAUAAGGAGGAUCUGUCUACCUGCAACGCUCGUGGUUUGCCAUGCCAUCAUCGGACCUUGCUCAGCGGGAAGAAAAACGCGCAUGCGAAAAAGAGUCUCGGUUCUGAUCUCGCACCUUUGAGACCUGCUCAGCAAAGGCGGAAUUUCGGUGUCCACAAGAUGUUGGUCUGUUGAGAAGAGGAUCGAAGACAAGUGGGUC
Messenger RNA from Amoebophrya sp. A120, 6319 nucleotides. The record is from the annotation of a GenBank genome assembly. Lineage: Eukaryota; Dinophyceae; Syndiniales; Amoebophryaceae.